CCCCCUUCCACCAGCAGCCCGCCCGCGAAAGCAAGAGCCGCCCGCCCGUGACGUCAUCGCGCUCCGUGAUUGGCCGCCGCUUGGGCAUCGGCCUCCAUUUUGUGCACUGGUUUUUAUUUCGCCUGCGUCACAGGAACGGAGCGUGUGUGUAGAUACAAUGAGCUGCCGUGUAUUCAUUGGUCGAUUAAGCCCUCAUGCCAGAGAGAGAGAUGUGGAGAAAUUCUUCAAAGGAUAUGGGCGAAUAAAAGAAAUUGAUCUGAAAAAUGGGUUUGGGUUCGUGGAAUUUGAGGAUCACAGGGAUGCAGAUGAUGCUGUUUAUGAACUGGAUGGUAAAGAACUGUGUAGUGAAAGAGUUACGGUUGAACAUGCAAGAGCACGACCUAGAGGAGGGCGUGGAGGAGGGCGAUACCAGGGUCGCUUUAGCCCACGGCGCCCACGUAGCGAGGCAAGGAAUGGACCUCCAGUUCGCACAGACAACAGACUGAUAGUUGAGAAUUUGUCUUCAAGAGUUAGUUGGCAGUGGUAUCUUGGAUCUUUAGGAAACUGCAAAAACCUCGGCCUGCCUUUUAUGUAAAAUCUUGUCAGGUGUGCUUGUUUAAUACAAUUACUCAUUCCCACAUUUGCCUUUUAACUGUAUGUGAAAGUAUUCGUAAACAUUUAUUGUAGUGAAACGAGCCUUUAUUGUAGACGUCCUUCAGUUUCCAUUUUUCUGAAGCUGAUGACUUAAUACUUGAUUUGAUUCCACGGUGAGCACCUGCUCCACAAUCCUAUGAAUCUUAAAUAAAGCUGGGUAUUUAAAGGACAUUUCUGCUUUGGAAAUUAUUGCACCCAAUGCCAAUCUUGAUGUCGUUUCGGCCAUAUGCAUGUGCCAACUAGAAAUUGUUGAAUAGUGUCAGGGUUCAACUCUAAUGUAGAUUAGCAUUUUCUUUCUUUAUUAAUGCGACGAAGGUUGGCUGAAGCCAACCUAUUUGAAAUCCUCUAAUAUAGUACUGUUAAGAGCCCAUGACUUCCUUUUUGGAAAUAGUGGUUGGUCGUUUUUAAAUAUUAAGGUCAGUGAGGUUCAUUUGUGCAGACAAUUAGCCAAAGCUAAGCCUGAAUUCUUGACUCCUGGAAGGAAUGGUAGCAAGGAAAAUUGAUACAAAUAUGUACAAUAUUGAACUUAUUAAAUAGUCCAUUUUCAAGAUUUUCAUAAGUACUCUAGCUUCAAGAAUAUUUAACAAUGACUCUGUGAUUUAAGUAAUUUGUCUUUGAAAGCCAUUAGUGUGACAUUUUUGCUUGGUUCUGUGUUGAAUUGUGUACAAACCUUUUAACCAAAUAUUAAAACCUUUAUU
This is a messenger RNA of Mobula hypostoma (lesser devil ray), 1331 nucleotides long. Its product is annotated as serine/arginine-rich splicing factor 5-like. Lineage: Eukaryota; Metazoa; Chordata; Chondrichthyes; Myliobatiformes; Myliobatidae. The coding region runs from base 158 to 574 and encodes 138 amino acids. Gene Ontology annotation, molecular function: RNA binding. The transcript has 6 exons. The record is from RefSeq and is a predicted model, not a curated record.